GAAACGGUCACGUACAAGGUAUUGAGUUUCGCUUUCUGAAAGUUUCGAGCUCGAGAGAACACCAAAGCGAUUAUCUGACUCGACGACAAUAACGAUUUACGAAACCCCGGUGCGAAGAAGUGAUAAACGGAGAGAGAGUCAAAAGGAACGUUCAGGAGAGGGUGUAAGCUGGUGGAUUUAUAAUUUGGCGGCAAAGGACAGCAGUACAAGAUGGGCGCUACAGUCUCAUGGAUGUCGGGGUUGCUAUGGUCGAAGAAAGAGAUCAGGAUAUUGAUUUUAGGACUGGAUAAUGCCGGCAAGACAACACUGUUAUACAGACUGAAGAUUGGGGAAGUUGUUACAACAAUACCCACAAUAGGCUUCAACGUCGAGUCCGUAACAUACAAAAACUUAAAUUUUAAUGUCUGGGAUCUCGGCGGACAAACAUCCAUACGGCCGUACUGGCGAUGUUACUACGCCAACACAGCAGCCGUGAUCUUCGUUAUCGACUCCACGGAUAUUGACCGAUUGGGCACAGCGUCAGAGGAGCUGGCAGCGAUGUUGAACGAGGAUGAACUGAAGGAUGCAGCGUUGCUUGUGUUUGCAAAUAAGCAGGACCAACCGGGAGCGAAGGGUGCCGGGGAGAUAAGUGAGGCGUUGAAGCUGGGGGAGCUGAGGGAUCGGAAUUGGAGUAUUGUUGCUUGUAGUGCGGUGGAUGGGAGCGGUGUUGAUGAGGGAAUGGACUGGCUCGUGCAAACGGUGCAACAGGAUUCAUAAGCAGAGCUGGGAGGGCCAGCUUGUAUCAUCACUGCGACGCCAUUUUGGUAUACGACGGAGUACAGCACAUACACGGCGAGUAGAAGAUUAAUGGUUCUUCUGGAUGCGGCUAUCGUGGCUGCUAAUGCAUUUAUGGUGAUAGCUCGUUGAGAAGGGGCGCAGAGGGAAUGUGUUUUACUGAUACGAUACACUGCAUUAGCCGGGGCAUGAAUUCUAGAUUUUCUAAUGGACGGAUGUCUAUGGCAUCGGUUUUCUGAGAAACCUGUUACCACGCUCCUCUGCAUAAAUUACCACAGCCUUCUUCGACCGGUAUAGCAAGUGCUGAAUGUAGCAAUCCCCUGGAAGUUUUCCAAAAGAAAGCCCACGCUCUGUUCCAUCGGUUCAGCAACCUCGA
Messenger RNA from Hyaloscypha bicolor E, 1150 nucleotides. RefSeq names its product ARF/SAR protein. Gene Ontology annotation, molecular function: GTPase activity; GTP binding. Lineage: Eukaryota; Fungi; Ascomycota; Leotiomycetes; Helotiales; Hyaloscyphaceae. The coding region runs from base 211 to 756 and encodes 181 amino acids. The transcript is spliced from 5 exons. The record is from RefSeq and is a predicted model, not a curated record. Gene Ontology annotation, biological process: intracellular protein transport; vesicle-mediated transport. Gene Ontology annotation, cellular component: Golgi apparatus; cytoplasm.